Caenorhabditis briggsae is the source of this 576-nucleotide messenger RNA. NCBI's taxonomy places the organism in Eukaryota, Metazoa, Nematoda, Chromadorea, Rhabditida, Rhabditidae. The record is from RefSeq and is a predicted model, not a curated record. Gene Ontology annotation, molecular function: protein binding. The transcript has 4 exons. The coding region runs from base 1 to 576 and encodes 191 amino acids.
AUGUUCGACUCGGUUUUAAUAUAUUCGUUUUUGGUUACUAUUGUACUUUGUCAGUUUGCUCCUACUAAUGAGACUGUAGUACAUCACGAUGGUCGUCUCUGGGAUGUGGUAAUCGAAACAUGCGAUAAAGAUGGAGCCGGUACUGAUGCAGCUGCUUAUCUGAAAAUCUUCUACGAAUCAGGACAUGAUUCUGAAACGUUUCAUCUCGAUAAUCCCGGAAGAAACGACUUUGAGCAAGGCUCUCGGGACCAUUUUAAGAUAUUUUUCAAGCAAUCUGAUAUCGUUAACAUGGGUCUAUUCUGGUGGCCAGGAUUCAGUUUGAGCCAAUCUUGGUGUGUGAAUUGGGUUCUUCUCCUGAAUUCUGAUACAGAAGCAUGCUUUGAAGGUAUUUUCGAGAAAUGGAUUCUUCAUUAUCGAGAUCCUCCUACUUAUGCCACCCGAUUCCAUCGGCUCCGUUAUGCUGAUUGUGUGCGUCCAGGACCAUCAACGGCCGAAAGGAGAACUUAUUUACGGUAUGAUGACAUUGUCAGAAACAGUGGAGGAACCGCCGAUAUCAAGCGUGAGGAUGAUGAUUGA